AUGAGGACGAGAAGUAACUCCAUAGUUCGCCUGGAUUGGUAUCACAGUCUCGUUACCCGAACUAUCUUGGAUUUUCAGGUACAUUGCAAUUGAUCUGACCUGAAUUGACAUGGGAUCGUUUGCAAGUCAAUUUCCACUUUACAAAACGUGUCAGUUGAACAUUACUUUGAUGUUUAUUUAAUCUGUCUGUUACAGACACUGUCUUAUUGAAACUUAUGGCUUCAAAUUCUUCUUAUUCACGAUGACCUGAUGAGAUUUCAGUUUGCUUAUAUCGUUCUCUGGAUCGAUAUUUGCAAUUUCGUCAGCGACUCGCCCAACCUUAAUGCUUCUGUCGCCGUUGGUCCGGAAAGUUAUAUUCUUUUAUCAAGACUUCAAAUUUGUGUUUUUUUUCUUAUCUUAAUAUCGAGUACAUCGCUGUAAACUAAUGAUGCACUCGUGUUUCGUUUCUUGACUAUAUACAGUAGACUGCUUUCAUUUCAUUUCCGGAAAAUACAAUAUAAACAAACUGGUUCCACGAAUACGUGUAUCGCCUCUCUCUCCUUCCCUCAGUGUUUGUUUGACGGGGAGAUUUAUACCUGGCCCUAGUUGUCGAAAAGGUGGAUAGUGGGCGCUAUAUACUGGAUACAUGUACAUAGACAUCUCUAUAUCCACUGGAUUGGUUUCCCCAAUAUUUAUCUGGCCCCGGUUGUUCAAACGUUGGAUAGCGCUAUCCACCCGAUAAAUCACUAUCCAGCGGAUAAGUAUUACGCAAAUCAAUUACGCUAUCCGCUGGAUAGCGAUUUAUCCGGUGGAUAGCGCUAUCCAACGUUUGAACAACCCAGGCCUAGUUAACAUAAACAUUGAAAAGGAAGGAGGUCCAAAAUCAGCAAGUGUUUUAACAAGGUUUACGUGUUUUAAAGGCCUGGUUCAGACUCCAUACUUUAAGUGGGCUGCAUCAAAUUCGAAUUUAGGGUGACUCAAAUUAAUUAGGUCAGCUGCAGGGUUCAGAGUUUUGUAGAGCAUCCUGCACACCAGAUUGCUUCGAGAUCCUGGACUCUGCAGCCACUAAGUACCAAGUGAAGCUUAAGGAAUCCAUGUUUAUAAAAUGGGAGAAGCCCGAUCUCAACCAGCAGGUGAAACACAUUAACCUGACUCUCUCCCUGUAAAGAACUAAGCGUCACUCAUUUAACUUUGUUUUAGUACGCAAUAUUGACAACGCAAUGUAACAAACUUUGUAAGAUUGCGCGUGCUUUAAAUUCAAUGGCGAUUUCAAAAUAUGUAACACUGAAGAUGAUGGAUGUACCCUCGAAACAUGUCUGGAAAAUUAAAGAAAGUUGUUAUGUUUAUAUGACUGUCAGCUGAAUUGAUCUUUAUUACAGCCAAACUAAGCUUACACUUAAUUUGACUUUGAUCAAGGAAAUAACUUGAAAAUACAGUCCAAGAUAGACGGUGACAAUAUUAACUCAUUGAGGAUCAGUAAAGCUGUUCGCGUCACUGAAGAUUAUGCUAAUUUAUGAGAAACCCGUAUUGAGCGGCCAACCUCCUUUAAGCAGCAAUUUGACCAUACACCAGUGUGGCUGCUUAAUGGAGGUUCAAUUAUGUAAAGUUUCUCUUCUGUUGAGAUACAUGUAGCUUUGGGAAUCACGUAUCAUGUGAUGGAAAAUUAUGCAGUUCAGACCAUGCGCUUAAAUGUUCACUUUGUUCCUCUUUGUUCGAUAUUUUGAGGAUGUCAAAAUUAUCUGUAUCUGAAAGUUGAGUCACAGACUAAAGUCAUUCAAUGGUCCUCACGUAACUUGUUUUUCCAACACACAGGAUCCUGUAACAGGUCUUCUUCCACCAAAAAUAAACUGGACUAAGUAUAAAUCAGGAUCAACAGAUUACCUAGGGGAUGCAUGGGUAAGAGAUAAUGUCUAUAGCAUCCUGGCAGUCUGGGGUCUGUCACUGGCUUAUAAAAAGAAUGCAGAUGUUGAUGAAGACAGAGCUAGGGCACAUGAACUCACUCAGGUAUGAUGAAAUCCUGCAUUUUUGUGACAAUCAGACAAUAUCAGGUCCCAGUUGUUCAAAAGGUGGACUGUGCUAUCCACCAGAUAAAUCUCUAUCCACUGGGUAGAGCAGUUGGUGUCCCUAAUAAUUAUCCACUGGAUAGUGAUUUAUCUGGUGCAGGGUGCAAAGAAAAUCAUUUUAAAGCUUUCCAUUUGGGCAAGCUGAAGCUAGCAUUUACUAGCCUAAACAUCAUUAUUUUCAACUACCCCCAAAAACUUUUUGACUAGCAGAAUUGAUUUCACAGUUCUUCUGUUAUUCGAAUUCCUCAAAAAACAUCACUUGCCCAUCGGGCAAGUUAAAAACAGAAUUCACUAGCCUGAUAGCAAAGUCCACUAGCCUUUGGCUAUCAGACACUACUCUCUCUGCACGCUGCCGGUGGAUAGCGCUAUGCAGUUUUUGAACAACUGGAACCAGAUGCAAUUUUACACUUGUACUGGUAUUUGCUUUCCAAGAUUAUGUAAACUGCAUUGUGAAAAUACUGACUGAAUUGUUGUUGUCUUCAGUCUGUUGUGAAGUGUAUGAGGGGUCUUCUGACAUGUAUGAUGAGACAGGUAGGUAGAUUAAAAAAAAUAAUGGUCAAUGAUUAAAUUAGCAUGAGUAAGAAUGAACUGGUCAAGCCCUAGGAUUUGGAAUUUCAUGGAAAAUGUUAUUUCGGUUCUGUGACCAGAGAUCAUUUUUUGCUUCAGUCUGUUAGAAUUCAUGGUAACCCAUUUUGAAUUUAGUUAAUUUGCAUAUUAAACCUGUUGUAAAACAUACUUGAAAAUUUUACGAACAUUAAGGUUGUGCAAUAACGGCAAAGAAACCUGCCAAAACUUGUGCUAUACAUUCAGAGUUUUUGUUUAAUUGCUUAUUUUCUUGUUUUGCUUGUCAUUGUGGUUGCACUGAGCUCAAUGGUAUGUUACCAGGCAAAGCAGUUCUUUACAUGCGACGAUUUUGCAUGAAAAACCAACAAUAUGAUGGAAAACGAAAUUAAUGUCUUCAGGAACCCAUACAGAGGCUUGUUAUUUUAAUACCAGUAGGUACAAAUCUAAGUACAGAAAAAAAAAUGUCAGUACCAUUGUAUGUUAAAUUUGUUCUAAGGUUCACAAAGUUGAAAAAUUCAAGAAGUCUCAAGCCAAGGAAGAUGCUCUUCAUGCCAAAUACAACUUGAGUAAGUCACUUUUACUUAAUUAGAACAUAUUAACCCUUUGUCCCAAUAGUGACCAACAUCAAUUUUCUCCUAACAAUAUCCAUACACUGUCAAGAGAUAAAGUUAUGAGAAUUAAUAACAUGAUCACCAUAGAGAAAAUUCCAUGAUUUUUUAUCAAAUUCUCUAAACUAAUUCUUAAAGGAGAUGUAUAAAGAUCAGUUUGGAGAAUUUGUAUGUGGAUAUUGGGGCUUAAAGGGUUAAAUACAAUUAAUGUACAGUAGAAUAAUUAUAUACAGGUGUACAUGUACAGAGAACCAAAAUUUUUACCUUUCACUCUAGAUACAAUAAGUAAUGUUUAAAAUGUGAGCAGCAGUGUUUUAUGUCAUAUAUCAAGCAUGAGGCACAGUGUUUCAUCACCAGAUGAAACACUGAGAAGAGAGAUGAAAAUAAAACAUGCAGCGGAGUCUUCUUGACAAACUUCAAGGUGUACCAGAUGAAACACUGGGUAAAAUGCUUGAUAUUACCUCUCAAACAAAAUGAUUGUAGAAGGAGAAAUUAAGGAUGCAAAAUGAGCAGUUUUUCACCUGAUUUCCAAACACCCAUUAAACAUUAAUUCCCUUUGUAUUUUCUUUAUGAAAUAAUAAUGCAUUUGAGAACACUGGUUAAAUUAUCUCAGAAUACAGUGGCCCUUUAGGAGGGGUAAUAAAGUUGUACUUAUUGUACUUGAAAAUCUAGACUCUCUCUGGUUUACAGUGUACAUGUACAACCAAAAUUAAUCCCUGUCUGCACUCAAAGUUUUCGAAAUUGCUGUUGCAAUGAUCCACUGUAAUGUGUAUGUAACGAGUAUUUUUGUGGUAACUAAUGUUUAUUACAGAGACCUGUAGUCCUUGCGUUGGAGAUCAUGCAUGGGGACAUCUACAGAUUGAUGCUACCUCUCUGUACCUCCUUAUGUUGGCACAAAUGACUGCUUCAGGUUAAAUUUGUUUAAUAAUACAUGUAUCUUAUAAUGUUUUGUUUUUGCAUAUUAUUAUUCAUGAAUGACUUGAAGCUAGUAUUUCUUUCCUUUUUAUGAAUGAUAUUUUAUAAAAAAAAAAUUGGCUUACAGAAUGAUAAAAGUUACAGUACGAAACGUUGCCUGAUUUGAUAGUUUAGUAUAUAAACAGUAAUAAAUAAUUUUUACAAAUUAGUUAGCAUGAGGUUCAAGUUAGCUAGGGUUCAAGUUAUCGGGAGUCAACUGUAAGUUUUAAUGGUUGAUUAUUCUUAAAUUACAUUGUUUUUUUUUUGUCCUUCAUUCUUUUUCAGGGAUACAAAUUAUUUUUACCCUCGAUGAAGUAGCCUUUAUUCAAAAUCUUGUGUUCUACAUUGAAAAGGCCUAUUGUAUCCCAGUAAGUGUGCAUGUUCACAGUAGUAUUACUACACCCACCUGUAUGUUUAACAUUUAUCAUUUAAAUUUUGUUAGUAAUUUUCUAAUCAUGAAGUAUCCAAGUGAAAAGACUGCAUUUGAUUAGCUAACAUACUUUUCUAUGUGUAUUGGCUCAUAUCAUAUCUCUAGUGCAAGUAGAUAAAUAAAAUAUUAUUAGUAGUGCCUGGUUUAAUUAAGUCAAAAUAUACUCAAUCAAAAUCACUAUAAAGUGAUGGCCAGUAUGACCAUUUUCAACCUUAGAAUACUAGUAGAUUUUUAUUAAAACCUAACGAUUGAUUUUUUCAGUUAAUUAUCUUUUGCCCAUGAAGGCCUUCUAGAAUAAUAUUUUCAGAAGGCUUUCUUGGAAAUUUUUUUCAUUUUAGAUGGUUGAGGUACACUGUACAGCUUCAAUCUUCCAAUAGAAAUCUUGAGUUUGACUUUCAAUAGUUUAAAAAUAAAUUAUUUCUAGGACCAGUUAUUACAAUUAUUAUGUACAUGUGCAUAAUUACUCUAGACAGAAAAAAGAUGAUAAAAAUGGUCAUUUAUACAAGUGAAAUAUUGGUGUUUUUUUAUAUACAAUGUUUUUGUUUUUUUAUGUGACCUACAAUGUACAUGUAUAAUUUACAAUAAAUUAUUUCAGUUACAGCUGUAUCCCUGUUAUAGAACAAAACUGUAAACUUUUGUAUCAUCUCAUCUGCAGGCAGUGAGUUGAAAGAAAACUCAAGCAAAAUACCAUCCUUGACAACUGUAGUAAUGUACUUUUUUUUCAUUUAACGCAGGAUUAUGGUAUUUGGGAAAGAGGAGACAAACUCAACCAUGGUAUGCCUGAGCUGAAUGCAAGUUCUAUUGGAAUGGCAAAGGUUAGCUUGUCUGUACCUUAUUAUUUUAGUGAGUUACAUUACUUUUCACAGCUGUGUUUACUGCAAGUUUUAAUACAUAUACUCUCCAAUUCACUGAAAAUUCUGUAAAUGGAAAAUUCUACAAAUACAUGUAUUAGGAAAACCUUUUUAUUAUAUAAACACAAGAGAAACCAGGUGCGCUUUUGCGCAAAAACAUGGUAUCUUUGCACGUGAAAAUAACAUGUUAUCUUCACAUGUGAAAAGAUUGCCGUUGCUAUGGCUACAUAAUAAAUUGUGCCUUUCGCAGCAAAAAGCUAUUAAAAUGAAAUGAUUCUGUAUUUCAUCGGUGUUUAUAUAAUAAAUAGAACUUUACAUGGCUACUCGGAGAUACAAAAUUUUCUCUUCUCAUGUUGAAAAAUAUUUCACUUGUUCGCUGCACUCACUUGUAUUCCGUAUCUUCGUAUUGAUUGAUUGAUUGAUUGAUUGACUGAUUGACUGAUUGAUCUCCACGCCACCAUGUAAAAUCCUCUACGUAUUCGGAAUUUAAUUUUCUGUAACUACAGAGAACAAUCACAGGAGCUCUUAUUUAGCGUUUGUGUAUUCUACAUGUACACUGUAGAUCAAUUAUUAUGGUAAGUUUUACAACACCAUCGUAAUGAUAUCUGAAAUGUUGGCUAUAGAGAAGCAAGGAAACCAGGGCACGCUGAAAAAAAACUCUCAUAGCAAGGAGAAGAACCACUGACAAACUCAGCCUAUAUGUACAUGCUUAAAUAAUUAUACUCACAGACAUGGCUCACUGUAAUUUGCAAAACGAAAUUAAACAAAACAAAAUGAAAAUUUGUUCUUUGUGAAAUCUGUAUUUUGUGAAAUGAAAAUCUGUACUUUGCAGAAUGAAAAUCUGUAUUUCAUGAAAUGAUGAAGAUUUUCAUAUUUUCACAAAAUAUAGAUUUUCAUUUCAUUCCAUUUUCUUUCGUUUUGUUUCACAAAUUACAGUAAGCCACACACACCUGUGUCUCCUGUACUUGAACCUACAGCAGGUAGUCCACAUUGGUAGAAAGCAUGCACUUUCACUGCCAUGCCACCCUUGCUACCCUUUUAUUUUAUUUUUUAUUUCUCUUUAGGCAGCUUUAGAAGCAUUAGAUGGCUUGGAUUUGUUUGGUCCAGAGGGGGGUCACUCAUCUGUCAUCCACAUUCUUCCAGAUGACAUUCAACAGUGCAAGGUUGGAGGCUGAAGACAGCUCUCUGUUAUCCUUAUGUCAUUUCCAUGGCUUAUACUCUCAUUUAAGCAAUAGAAAACGUUUUCUGUGUUUGCAUAGCCUGAUAUAAACACGAGAGGGAUUGGGAGAAUUCGAGACAGUCGCCAGUCUUGUACACAAAGUCUUGCACAUGUAAUCAGUUCUUGUUUUACAAAAAGAUGCUUUCCAAAAUACGGAUUUUUCUCACUUAAAAUGUCAGCUUAAGCGAAAAAAGUUGACACAGCUUGUUUGAAAAGAUUUUCCAGGUUUCAGCCGAUGAAGGAAUGAGUAAAUAAAGUAAACUUGUCGAGUUUUGAUCACUAAAACUUUUUCAAAUUCGUGCUUGGGUGAUUAGCGCACGAAAAGCAAAACAUCUUAUGUCACAACCAUGUUUACAUACUCUUAUGCCAACACUCCUCUCAGCCAAUCAGAGUGCACGUACUAUCUUAGUUAUGUUAUAAAUAGACAAUAGCUCUUGACUAAUCAGCAGAUGAAAAAUUAUUCAGUUGUUGUGAAAAAAAAGGUUUUGACCACCUGGGUUUAGAUUUGAUGUUAGUCAGUGCACCAUAACAAUCACAUGCUUUUCAAACAAUAUUAUUAUUAUCAUUAUUAUUAUUAUUAUUAUUAAAUAUUACUAUUAUUAUUAUUAUUAAUUAAUUUAUUUAUUUAUUUAUUUAUAAUAUUAUUGUUGUAAUUUUGUGGUUUUUGUUUCCAGGCUAUUUUGCAAUCAAUGGUUCCAAGGGAGUCUAAUUCCAAGGUACAUGUAUGAUUGACCACUAAUUGUAAAAUAAUAAGUGUCUGAUACACCAGGUUCAUUUGUGGAAAAUAUUAUAUAGGAAUCACCGUUUUAGUCUCAUGUCUAUUUUAAAAACAGGGUCCACUUAAUACAGGUCUCACAGUUUGAAAAUGCCCUUCAAAGGUCAUUAUAGUUUCACAAGGUUUAAAAAGUGCUGAAAACUUGUUUCAAACCACUUGUCCAUGCAUAAAUCAAAUGAACACAAAUCAAAGUCAUCAUUUGAUAAUUAUUUGCACAUUGUAUACAUAAAUGAACACUUUACUCGUCAGAUCAGCAUAAAAAUACAUUAUUUUAUUUCUGUCCUGUAGGAAAUUGCAGCCUCAGUGUUAAGUGUGAUUAGCUUUCCUGCAUUUGCUGUUGAAGAUGAAGAUCUUGUCAGUGAAGCCAGGGAAAAAAUCAUUGCUAAACUUCAGGUACACAUGCACUGUACCUUUGCUGUUUGCUCAAUAAAUACAGAUUUCGUGCACUGAUUUGUACCAGUAUAUGAGUAAUGAAACAAUUCUGCCUACUUUUCCCAUUUCUUGAAAGGGUCGAUAUGGUCUGGUUCGUUUUAUUCGGGAUGGUUACAAGACUCCUCUUGAGGUCAGUAAUUUUUAAGCAUUUUUUUAUUAUCGAACAGUAGCUAUCAAUGAUUACAACUACAGUCUGUAUUUCUUUUCUUGCCUUCACAAAUUAAUGUGCAUUGCAGUGAAAUUGAAGGGCUCUGAUCUACAUGUAUGCAAAAAUGUCCCUGUCCUACAUCCUACAGGUGUAGUUUUAAGUCCUUGUUGUGGCCACUAGGGGUCGUCCUCAGUGGCGCGGUGUCUCAAUGAGUUAUGAUGUAGUACCACCUCCUACCAGUGUGAAUAUUUAAUUUGUAUUGAUAAAAAAAAAAAAACUGGAAAAAGUGUCAACUGGGUUUCAAAUCCAUGGGGAGAGGGGAUUGAUUUUAUUGCUUUAAUAUCUAUUGAAAUUUAUAAGACAUGUGAUCAUUCACAACUAUAAUAUACAUGUAUUCAUAAUGUACAUGUUGUUUAAAGGACAUGUAAAAGGCUGUCACAAUGUUAGAAUAAUUAAGUUGAGACAAGUGCUGGUAUUUUGUUGUGGUUCGAUCAAUAUCUGCAUCUUUGGUUCAAAUUUAGUUUUCCUUUGUUUUGGUACAUGGCUGUGUACAUUAAUUGUAAGAUAAAUAGACUAAAACAAAGGAAAGUAAAAUAUGAACCUAGGAUAAAAUCAUAUUGCAGCAUAAACUAAUACAACAGUCAUACAAAUGUACAGGUACACAAAGUCAGGGUUUUCAAUAAGAUUUUAAAUAGGAGGUAAAAGCUUUGGAGCAGGUGGAGAAGGAAAAAACUUGCAGCAAAGGCAUGACUUGAGAGUGCCGAAGGUGCAAGUUUCUGGAAAAAUUUUGAAAUCUGGGUCUCUUAGAAUGCAUUUCCAGCAUUCUGGAGCAAAAAUUAGAGUGUUUGAACAGAACACAUACAUCAUUAAAUUUUGGUUUUUUCACUCAGUGACAGCACAUGAAUACUGCAUGUAAACUGGGGUGAUUUCCAAAGAAAAGUAGCAGUGAAAUAUAGCCAGCGAAUUUUGCCAGCCACUGGCUCUUAUUGAAAGGCCUGCAAAGUACAACAAUUUUUUUUCCCAACUGUAGUUAGAGCAUUCUAUCAUAAAAAAAUGUGGGACACAUAUUCUAUGAACAUGAUCGUCACAGCUAUUAUCCCCACAGAAACACAAAAACUACACUGGUAUUUAUUUUAUUAUGUGGUUUGUAUUACAGGACCCUUACAGACUUCAUUAUGAACCAGCUGAACUAGAGAUAUUUGAGAACAUUGAGUGUGAAUGGCCCUUGUUUUACUGCUAUCUUCUUUUGGAUGGCCUUUUUAAUUGUGAUGAGGAUCAGGUAACAAUAUGAUGAUAUACAUGUUGUGUUUUUUCAUGUGAAGUUAGUAGUAUCUGUAGCGCAACAAAAUUAAAGUAGUUGAGGCACUGCCUUAAAGGGCCUUUCUGAUGUUUCAUCCAUCUUCAAAAGGGACAAAUAAAGCUUUCUCUCCCCCAUCCCCUCCAUGUAAUGUACCACUGUAGGAAACAACAAGCACCCCAAGUGCUGUUUAAGAAAUGAGCAGGUGUGUAUUAUCAGUAAUACACGACUAGAAGUUUUUUAACUGCUCCAAAAUCUCUGAUAUAGACCAGGGCAUCUACUGUAGUUCAACUCAUUCUUGCACUAACAUUUAGAUUUGGGGUUAUUUUGGUCUGAAAAGUUGGACAUAAAGUUUUGCCAUGUCUUUAUCAGAUAUAAAGACUCUCAUUAAACAUUCAAUUAUUUUCUUUUUUCAUGAAUUAGUAAUGAGUUUUUGAACCUUGAGUAAAGGGGAGAGGGGAGGGGAGAGGAGUGAGGAUUGGUUUCCCCAUUAUUUUGAGGACAGUGCACCUGUUUACCAAUUUAUUGUCUCCUUAAGCCUUACAUCUUAUUCAUGAGUGUAGGGCUACAUGUAUUGCUAAGAGACAAAGGAAAUUGAGAAACACCCUCUGGCAGUUUAAAACUUUUAACCUUAUUUUGUUUUGACCCAUGACAUUAUCCAUCAAGUCAGGGCCAAGAUGUUUGACUGACAAUCAGUGCAAACUGGGGGUUAGUUACGUAGACAGCAUUUAGCCUCAAACUUGGCUUAAUAGGCCCUUUGCAGCCAGCCAUUUACGUGGUACAAAACCGCCAUCCUGGAGGGUAAAAGUCACACUGGGAUAAGAAAAACAAAAGGUAUGCAUAAUUUUAAAAGGUAAUGUAUUUUGUUUGUCUUCUCCCAGUGCGACUUUUGCUCUCCAGCAUGGCAGUUUGGUACCACAUGAAUGGCUAACUGCAAAGGGCCUACUGAGCCUCAAACAUUUUGAAGAAGAACUUUGCUGGUUUACAGUCUAAAACAAUUAUCACGUCAAAAAUAAUUCUUAUAUUUACAAUAUGAUAUAAAUGUCAGCGAUAACAUUAAUUAUUUUAUAAAUUCAAUCUUUAAACAACUUUGUCUUAAAUAUUAUUAUUAAGUCUUAAUUUAAGUUAUUUGAAGAGUGUUCUGUUAGUGCAUCUUUUGCCAAAGUAAUAGCAUCCGUCACUCGUUGUAACCAUUUUUCCCUUCUGGUGCGAAACCAAAGCUGUUGACAAAUGUAAACAAUAGAACAUCUGACAUGAAACCAAUUAAAGCUAGAGGGUAAAUAGUCCUUCUGCUAUUUUUUUGUACUUUAAAAUUAAUUUUUUGCUAUGAAGAGUAAACUGAAAACAUGAAUUUUCUGUCUUUACCCCUGAUCAUCCAGUUCAUUGUACAAUUAUUUUCUUUUUGUCAGUGAGGAAAAUUUCAGUUGUGUAUCAACCUUAAUUUCUGGAGUGUUGUCAGGUUAAUAUAACUAUUUUCAAAAUAUCAAGAGGUUGGUGAUCAUUCCCUAUUAUUUUGUUUGAUCUUUCUAAGGAUCAGUCGAUGAUACUGUGAGGAAAAACUAGAUGCUUUCCGAUCAUGACCCCACAACCUUUUUAGCUUUAACUUUUGUCAUGUCAAAAUAAAGGUUUUAUGUUAUGUAAUGUUAUGAUCACAUUUAAGAGCUCUUGGGAGCACAUUUUUAGUGUGGUCACCAAAUAUCACUAGGUAUCAUCAGUUAUUAGAAAGUUUAUGUGGAGAAAAAACAUUCGAUCACCUGUAAGUAUACUGGCAUAAAUCUAAAGGAAGUGAUAUUGACAGAAUGCCUGAGGUAAACUGAUUAAAAAUGUCAAAGUAUUAAAGUAGAGGCCUUCAGCAAAACUUUAACAUACAGGUGGACAUAUUUCCAAAUAAUUACGGCUUGUAAUGUUAUUAAAAUGACUCAUAAAGCAAAUGGUUUGUCUCCCACAAAAUGUAAAAUAUUGGUGACAAAGGAAAAAUUAAUUUAUUCAAAAGCUUAUUUAAAGUUAGAAGCUACAUGUACAAGUGCAUGUUUAUUGUUAUUGAGCAGUGUGGUUCUGCCACUCUUUGAAUGAAAUCCUUGUGACAGUGCAUGACUGUUUUCAGAGAUUACUUUUUAUUAUUUUUAGUGAGCACUCUUUUUGGUGUGCUCUUCCAUGGAGUUAUGUUUGAGGCAAUAAUCCCUAUAAAAGUUUGAAGUACAGCUGUAUGUCUUGUUCAAACCUUGUUGAACAGUAGUUUUACAAUACUGUGGUACGAUAAAGUGAGCUGUAUCCGUGUUUUUUUUUUUUUUUUAAUCUGCGUCUUGUUGAAUAAUGUAAUGGCUUUCUGUGAGGGCUCUUGAAUUUAUUCCAUGAGAAAAGCUGGCUAGACAGGGACAGUCAAAGGUUCAUGUUAAAAACUCCAAAGGGGCAUAGUUGAGUGUCUGUGCUUCUGAAGUAUCCAAAGUAUUAUUAAUAGUGCUAUGAUUCUAUGAAAAUUGGUGUGAUUUGGACUAUUAAGUGAGGAAAAUGAGAGAGUUAAACAGAUGCAGAACUUGACAUACCUCCACAUCUUCAACUAGCAAGUUACAUUCCAUAGCAAUGAUAAUAAGCCCUUCUCUAUCUGGCCACUUUUGAUGUGUAAAUCUGCUCUCAAGUUUAUUGAGCUGCUCUACAGAGAAGUGCUCUGGUGCUAGUGAACUGACAGAACUUCUUUGAGAUGUGUUACCUUCACUAUUCCAUGGUAAUGUUUGAAUCAUUUUGUCAUCUUGAGCUUUCAUGGCAUGCUUCUGUUGUUGAAGUCUCACUCUUCCUGUACAGUUUUAUCCUUAGUUGCGAUGAUAUCCUGAAAAGUUCUUUGUAAUUCCCUCAGAAAUGGCACAUGAGGUUCUGUUCGUCUUGCGGUUGUUAUGUAUGGCAUGUGAGUUUUCAAGAUAUUAGAGGGUUUUUAAACAGGAAAUUAUGAAAUUUUGUGGCAUUCUAUGUGCUGUGACUAAACUUGACCAGAAGAAUGCAGAAAUGUUGUACAGUGAGUCAAGUAAACAUGAUCAGUGAUGUAAAAGUUGUAUAUCAAUUCUUUUGUUUCCUCCAUCCAUUUGCCUUCAUCCAAUUAAACAUUUAUUUAAUUGACAUUAAGUUUGCGACGUUAAUAUUGCUUUCAUGUUGUCCAAAUAAUGGUGCUUUGAGGUUAUGCUAUCUCUAUAAACAAUCUUAGUGAAAAUAGUUCUAUAAAUCUUUCAUUCUAAUGUUUUGGUGUGAGAUAUGUGACUAGAGAGUUUUUAAUUCUCUAAAUUUAUACUGUACUGUGGUUUUGUUGGAUUAUGAAGGGAGGCCUUUUAUGCAAAAAUUGUUCUUACUCUUAGUUAAUGAAUGCAGUUUCUAAUCCUUUUUGUGUUUUUAAUUAUGUAGCUCUUUGUUCAAACUUUUGUUCCUAUUGUUUACAAAGAAAGCUUGUUUAAUGUGCCUGAACAAUGAAAAGAUGUAUUGGUGAAUAAAACUGGCUGUGAUUUUUAAUCUGCAGCAGAUGUGAAACAUAACUUUCCUUUGUAGCUAUUACUGUGUGUCAAAUAUAUCUAUAUUUUGCUCUUAGAAGUUUCAAUAACUCGUAUGAACCUGAUCAUUAUUAAUUUUUGUAAUUGAUGCUUUUCUCUCUAAAAGAUGUUGUUAUUAUUAUUAUUAUUAUUUUUUUUUACUUUUUUCUAGUUUAAAGUGAAAGUUAAUCCAUCGUAGUCAAAGUUGAUUCUAUGCAGGGGCAAGAUAUUUUUCAAAUUCGUAUAUCCACAUUUUUUAACUGAGAUUAAUUGUUGAGUAGAAACUUAAUAUUAGCCUUGGCAUCUGGCUUUGUUUGAGGCAAAAAGUGUUAAUUACGGUGAUUAGACAAACCAUUAUGAUAUUGAUUUUAACUUUUGUGAGUGAUGUCAUUUCCUUUGCUUUGUUUUUACAAAGCUGUUUUUAAUAGAGAAACUUGAAUAACUUUGACUAUUAGAUGAAAUAUGACACUCUUUACAGAUAUUGAAAGUUUGAGUCUCUAGAGGGUUUAUACGUUUUGUGGUAACUUCAUUUGUUCAAGUUUAAUCAAAUAUGGCUCAAUAUAGAUGAUCAAACAUAUUGCCCAAGAUCCCAGGAUCAAGAGAUUCUUCUACUCUCUACCCAGCAUUCCGAGAUAUUAAUUAAUUGUGUAGUUUCGUGUUGUACUGUCUGUAGUUAAAAGUGGAGUUUAGCAGGCUUCGCUAGUAUUUUAAAGUUGCGGAUCUUAUAGAUUUAUUUGGCAAAAAUAGAAAUAAAUCCUUGAACUUCGAUUUUGUUCUCUACAGACGUCUGUCGACUUCAACAGAGAAAAAACUUCCAUUUUGUUCUUUGUCGACUUCAACAGAGAUAAAACUAACCAUUAGCCAAUUUAAAAGUCAAAGUAUUAACCAUAAACCAUAAAUAUCACCACUACAUUAUUGGUUAUGACCCGAUAGGUUCUAAGAAAGAGACAUAGAAAAUACCCUGUCCGGGGGGUUUUCGCGAAAUUGCCUUUUUUUUCUUCUGAGAGAGUAUCUAGUAUAGAAGGCUUAAAUGUCUCAAAUAUACGCGAAGGUGGGUGAAACAAGGCAGCCAAGUGACUUUCCAUCUAAUAUCAAAUUCCUUCUUUGUUUUCCACUAAUAAGGCAAUGAUAGCUUAACCCUUUAGCGCCCCAAUACAGUAAAACCUCGAUAAAACGAACCUCUAUGUAACGAUAUCAGUAAUAGCUAAAUAUAUCACAAAGAACCUCGACGUGACGAAACCUCGUUAUAGUGAACAUAUUUUGCCAGUCUCUUGGCCCACUGUUAUAUCUAGGUUCCACUGUAUCCACACACACAAAGUCGCCAGGCCCUGGUUGGUCAAACGUCAGAUAGUGCUAUCCACCAGAUAAAUCACUGUCCAGCGGAUAAGUGUUAAGGAAACUAGUGGCACUAUCAGUGGAUAACGUUAUCCGCCCCAACAGCUGGUCCAAGACUGACCUCCUUACGUUUCCUUAAAAAAAAUUUAGUUGAGAGAAUGUUUUUCCAUUAUACAUUUUCCCAUAGGUGGGCAUAUUAUUAAUUCUUAUCCUUUGGACGUAGACGCAAAUUCACACCCCCACCGUGGUACAAGGAGCGGGGGGGGGGGGUUGAUGCAACCUCUCCCUAGAUUUUUUGAUAUGUUGCAUUAUUUCGAAAUGAUUUUGCCUUCAGUAGAAAGCCUUUAAACUUCUUUUAUGGAUGGUGGCGCUGCUGAAGGCCUGUGGCGUCACCAACCAACCCUCCAAGUUGCGACCUGGCGUCUAAAAUUUUGAAGCUGGCGACUUGAUUUGUAAAAAAGUCUCCCUAAACCAAAAGAAUUGGUCACCCAGUGGCGACCAAGCAAAAACUUUAACUUGGAGGGUUGCCAACAAUGGUUACUAUGUUGGCCCCCAUCACUAAACUUGUCUCAAAAUGCGUACGAGGGAUAAACGAACAGCUACCGAAAACGUUAGGUGCUGAUGUUUUAUCGUCUAUGAGAAUACUCAGAAAAACCCACAGGGAGGUGGCACCCCUCCCCCGCCUCGUACGUCCGAGGGUUAAAACCUUUAUCCUUGAUUGUGUAUCGAUUUUGUUGGGAGAAAAUUGUUGGUGGUCACUUGUGGGACUCAAAGGGGCUAUGUUACGAGGAUAUUGCUGUUUGGGGGUCAAUUCUGUGCUUGCACCCUCUCCUCCCUCCCUUUUUUUAAUUUGGUUGCCAGGGUAAAUAUUUCCAUUUAUUUUCAGUGUGACGGUGCCGGCUAGUUGCCGGCGGGUUGCCAUGGAUACCUCCUUGCGGCUAUGGCAUCUGGCAUCCCGCUAACCUUUAAGGCACCAGUUCCCAAGCUCAUCUUUUUGUGAUGAGUUUAAAUAGUAACCUAACAUGUACCCAUACACAAAAUGCUCCUGUAGAUAUCAAUCAAACUUUAUCAGGGAGCACUUUCCAUGAUAUUUUUUCCUAAUAAUUUUUGCAGGCUUACUAGGCUCUUUAAAUGAUCAAUCAAAGAUUGCUUUGCUUAUAUUUCUUACAACAGGUGAAAACUUACACAAAGUUACUGGAUCCUCUGCUAGUGAGAGACGAUGCUGGCCUUCCAUUAGUUCCCGAAUUCUUUUAUGUUCCAAGAAACAAGGUUUUUUUAAAUUUACUGCUAUUUAUUUACCAAUUUACCAAUGAUUUAAUUUAUCGAAUUGUGUCAUUUUUAUUUAGUUUUAAUGGGUCAAUAUUUUCAAAAAAUAUUGAAAUCUAUUCUGAUUUGGUUAUGUUUCCAAUAAAGAAAAUUGCGUGAAAAAUACACUGGUGAUUCUCUUUCAACCAAUCACCAGCUCGUUCCGUUCCUCAAACGUCAUUUCGCGAGGAAAAUUUUGGCGUCGCAAAAUAGGGAGCUCAGCAACAACAACGGUUACGAAAACGUCACUUGCUUCAAGCUUUAUCGCGCCCAUUCCAUCUCGUUCAAUUCGUUAAAUGUUGGAAAAUUUUUCUGGAAUAGAAUUCUGAGAUUGUAUCAAAGUUUAGGGGGGAGAAAGAAACAAGAAGGUCGUUGUCUUGUUUUCACGUCCUCCACAAAGCGAGCAAUUGAGCACUUUCACGUUUUUAGUCGUGCAGCGACGGUAAAGAAAUGUAAAUAAAAGCAUGAUGCACGUUCUCGUUGCGUCGUCGUCGUUUAUUAGGCUCCCUAAUGUCGGUGGUUUUCUCAUGCUCGCUGUUUUACAGUAUGUUACAAGAGAAAUGUUGAAAUCUUCCUGUUAUCCUUUAUGUUCGAUGUGUUUCUUAGCGUCCAUCUUGGUUUUUCAGGUUGAUAUUGAGAAAGCCAAUCCCCACAGUGUGGAGAGAGAAUGCGGCGAAUACGUGCUGCACUUGUGGUCUCACUCGUUGUAUGUCCUGGCUUGCUUGCUAAAUGAGGUACAAAGAUUGGUCUGUAAACUACCAAAAAACACGAAAUCCUUUUCUACACAAUUAACACUUAUUAUUCAUUUAAAAUAUUGCUCCAUUACCCUGGCUAAUUCUUCAUAACCAGCUAGCGCUCACCACAUUUGGAAUAUGCGUGUCCACAGUCGGGCAUACUUGUUAGCAGACAGCUCUGUUAACGGCUGCUUUCACAAAACCCCGUGGAAACUCCCAUUCAAACUCCGUAUUUUUACAUUCCCGUAAGCGGCUGCGGGCACUUUCAGGAUUUACAAGUUAGGUUCAGCUUGGUUUUGAUGCCCCCGUGCGCGGACACCCGAAAUGAAAUCACGUUUGCCUCUGAAUAUCGUGUUUUAAUAGAUCAUUUAAAUCUCUUUCAGUGUUUGUUUGUCUUUGUUUUGUUUUAUUUUGUUUUUUCACAUACACAUCUGGUUACUUCAAAGCACCACUUGAGUUUUUUGCUUGUGACUGAAAUACAAUAUCGUCAGAUCAACAGUACAGCCAAACACUAACAAGCAGUUUUCCCCAUUCUUGAGUAUUUAUUUCUAGCUGGGCAAGCUCUAGUCUCAUACGCACCCGUUCUUUGUGUUGUCACGCUCCUCCGUCCUCCUCCCCUCUCCUUCUGCUUGUAGCGAGGAGCGUUGCGUGACGACACAAAGAACGGCUGCAUAGGAGACUGGGCAAGAUCUUAUAAGCAGCCAGCUUGGAUAGUUACGGACACCUUUUCCGCGUCCCGAGGAUGUCCGCCUUCCAGAGCUUUCACAGUACAAACAAAAGGCAAGUACUGUUGGAAAUCCUCUCCCCUACCACCCCCCCCCCCCCCCGAUGGGUCUUACAACCUUUUCAAUUGUUUGUUAAUGGGCUUUUACUGUUGCUGAGUAUCCCUAAGCAGUUAACUAUAGGUGGAUUCACUUGCAACAUACGCGUAUAGCUGUCGCAUUUGACUGCUGGAGUUUUUAAUUGUUUUGGAGCUUAUAACAAUAAAAAAAAAAUACCCACGGGCAAAUGCGACAGCUAUACGCGUAUGUUGCAGCUGAAUCCAGCCUAUGUAUUGAAAAGAUGUUGCAGCUGAAUCCAGCCUAUGUAUUGAAAAGAGAAUGUUUAGCGCAACAACAUAUUGCCGUACGGACCAGUACUGUCCUUCCUUUUAUAACCAGCUGAUGGUUACAGUACUUGCAGGGAACACUGACUUCUGGUUUGUCUCUAAACAGAAUUUUAUUGCUCUCGGAGAGAUUGAUCCUCUGAAUCGUAGACAUUCCACUGACAAAAGACCAGAUGUAGUGGUGCAAGGUAUGUUUUUGUACUUCAAUUCCGUGCUAGUCUCCCACGCAGCCGUGUGUUUUUUCCGUUGUAUGUUUGGGCCCGUUGCUAAUUUGGAGAAAAGUUGUUUUUGGGAUAGAAGAGUUGAACUACCCUGGUUGAGCCAACGUUUCAUACAUUUCUUGGCGAACCGUUAACAGGAGAAACAAAAAGUUGGCUCGGUUAGAAGGGUGACCCGCUUAGCCUGGUCACCCCUUGUGAUGGCAGGGUCACCCUCCUAGCCAAUUUUUUUUCCAUGUAAACACUGUACACUUUGGCUCGCCCAACCGGGUCAGCCGCAAGGCGAAACAAUAGGAACUUUAAGAUCCAACAACGCGGACAACAACGAGAACGUUAAAAAGACAAUAGGUUUAAUAGGCAAAACAACAACUUCGCACGUGCAACACACUUUUUUGUACAUUUCUUUCCUGUUUUUACACGACUACGACGUGAAAAUGCCUAAUUUCGCGUUUUAGGGAGGACCUAAACAAGCAACGACGAAAUUUUAUUUCUCUUUCUGAGCUUGGCUACAGUCCCUUGAAAUUCAGCUUCAGGAGGGUUCGUCUACAAUUGACAAAGUAAGUGGGUGGGAAUAAUCGCUAUAAAGACUGAAAGAACGCAAAUUCACUUUUGAAGCGACGUUCUUGUCGCCGUCGCGUCGUUGGAUCUUAAAAGGGACUUUAAGACCCAACGACGCGACGGCGACAAGAACGUCGCUGAAAAAGUGAAUUUGCGUUAUUUCAGUCUUUAUAGCGAUUAUUCCUACCCACUUACUUUGUCAAUUGUAGGCGAACCCUCCUGAAGCUGAAUUUCAAGGGACCAAAUUCAAGCUCAGAAAGAGAAAUAAAAGUUUCGUCGUUGGUUGUUUACGUCCUCCAUAAAACGCGAAAUUAGGCAUUUUAACGUCGUAGUCGUGCAAAAACGGGAAAGAAAUGUACAAAAAAGUGUGAUGCACGUGCGAAGUUGUUGUUUUGCUAAUUAAACCAAUUGUUUUUUUGACGUUCUCGUUGUCGUCCGCGUCGUUGGAUCUUAAAGUCCUAAAAGUCCCUAAUCAGAGCAUACGCGAGCGCUGAUUUAGACAAUCAGAGUAUAGAUCCCUCCACAGUUGUAACGGCAUGAUGGGUAAUCAGGACAAGAUGGUGGGAAAAUCAACAGUUUGUAUGGGAAUACAAAGUCAACUACUUCUUGCUAAUUGAAUAUAUUUGUCACUUUCCCUUUAAAAAAUGUAACUAAUGAACUUAAAGAAAGUACACACUAAAUCUGGGGGCAUAGCAGUCCUUUGUUGCUUUUCAGAAAACCUGAGCUCUUCCAUACAUUUUCUGAAAGUCCGACAACACGCAAAUUACACAAAGCAUGGAAGAAGUCAAAUUUUCUAAAAAGCUACAAAGGACUGCUUUGCUAUCCGCAUUUAGUGCAUAGUUUCUUUAAGUUCGUUAGUUAAAGUUUGCAAAGAGAAAGUGACUAGUAUGUUCAACUAAGAAGAAUUAGUUGACUUUGAAUUCCCAUGCAAACUUUUGACUUUCCCCCCAUCUUGUCCUGAUUACCCAGCGUGCCGUCACAACCAUGAAGGGGUCCACGCGCUAGCGCUUUUGGCUCGGGCAAAGGAUUCAACUUAUUUACUUGACUAGGGCGACUCUUCUACCAGGGACAGGGUUUCUCCAUAUAGACGCGGCCUUAGACGAUUAGAAAUCCUGGAUACAACUGGAAAAGACGUUCAUGCUACUGGGGAACAAGAACUACCUCCGGAACAACUGAAGCAAAAGAAAAAAAGCGACCCUUGUUUGGAAUUAGCACUUGUUUAUACCUGUAUCUUUUCACUGAUUUAUAUAUCUAUUUAUAAUCCUUCCAGUAUCCCUUCUUGCUGAGGAUGAGUUAGUGAGAUCUCACCUUCAGACGCUUGAUGUUCCAGUUCAGGUCACGCGGGAUGUUAAUCCCAUCCAAGUACUUCCAGCGCGCACUCUUAGCUCCAUGUACCAGCAGCUUGGUAAGAGCACGAUGUUGCCUUUGUUUUUGCAUUGCCACACUUUGUGAUUGGCUAAAAAGCUCGCGCACAUCUUUCUCAACCAAUCAGGGUUAAUUAAAAUCUAAACAGAUUUUAACUGACUUUCGCUCAUUUACCCGCGCUUUUUGACGGCUACAGGUAAUUUUUUCGAAAGCAGUGAUUGGUUCAUUUGAAUUUCUGCGCGUUUUGUGAUUGGUGAUAGCUCAUUUCCCGUCAUCGCUUCUUAUCAAUAACUAGUUUUGCCCCGAUCCCAGGCUGGUUCAGUAUGUGCCAGUUUUAGUUCAAUUUUUGUGGCAGUGUCGCGAGAAAUUACAAUUUUUAUCAUGCGUACGUUUUAUUUCUCGUAGACGUAGACCUAUGAAGAAUUGCCACACUCUAACAAUGUUAAAUUACCUUCCUUCUUUAGGAAAGAAUGCCAAGCUUAAGCUUACCGGAAGGUAAUAUUGCUUCGAAACUUUUUUCUGUUAAAUUGUGUUGAACUUAUGUGAUGUUGGCUAUUGAGUAGAAAACUAAGAACAUAAAACCAUGGAAACCUUGGUCUGCAAUUUGACGACUGGAUUUCUGUUCGUUUCUGAUUUAAAUAUACAAUCUAUUGUUUCGGGCAUAAGUACAAGAUUGCGGUGCAUAUUUCAAAUUAGCAACGUCAGGGUUUUGGUUAGCCUGCGAAAACAUCCGUUUCUUCUCGCUCUUCGCCGCUGGCGACGUGUCGCGCGAAACGUACCCAGUGGCGAAGAGCGAGGAGAAACGGAUGUUUUCGCAGGCUAGGUUUUGGUGUUUAUUUAAUCGGUUAGGAAGCUUAAGCGACGAGAAAGGUGACGAGAAGAAGAACAUAACUAGAAAUACGCUUAUCGCAGCACCUCGAGAAGCUGUAAUGAAGCUCGAGCCUCGCUUCGCGAGGAAAAAUACGCAAUACAACAACCUUGCAAGAGCAACACACUUAUGGGUAGUGUUGUGUGUCGUUACUGCAUGACCGCGGCGUUAAACUUCCUAACUUCACGUUUUAUGGAGGACGUAAACACAAAACGGCGAUUUUAUUUUUCUUUCUUCGAACUUAAACUGCAAUCAUUAAGAAUUUUUACUCCCGGAAAGUUACGCCAACAUUUGACAAACGUAGUAGGCGGAAAUUUUUAAGUAACGUUUUCGCCGUCGUCGGACGUCCUGGUUUGCUUAAGUUCCCUCGUUUUGUACAUCACGAGUAUAACCUAAUCAGCUUCCCAAGGAUAUGAACCCACGAUAUUUAGAAACUUGUCGGAGCGGCCUAUCCAAGGGAGCGACGGAAUGGAUCGCUGCUUAGUUAAUUUGUCAAGUCAAACUGUACCAUGGCAUCGCAAAGCUCAUUUUUGGGUGUGUAUCAUGUGACGCGCGCUUCCUUGUCGCUGCUGUAGCAACUUACGCAGUACCUUGUAGAGAAAAAAAGCUUAAAAAAAAAGAAGUUUACACUAACCUCUUAUGGCUUAUAUUCUUUUUAGGCCUAACUAUAACAUAGGAGUACUGGGUACAAGUAUGCUUUACAAUGUGGGAAACUCCAUUCUGGCGUUUACACCUCAGGUUUGUUCAGUUAUCAUUUCCAUGUCUAGCCUGUAAUGGCAGGCGCUGGUUGGUUUUAUUUUUUAAUUUUGGUUGUAGUAGUUUUUAUAAACAGGGUUCGCACAGAUCAUGGAAAACCUGGAAAGCAAUGGAAUUUAAGAAUUUCAUUUUCCAGGCCUGUAAAGUUAUGGAAUUUAAUUGUCGGUCCUUGAAAGUCAUGGAAAAUUAAAGUUUUGUUUGACAAAUUAGUUACUCAGAUGAUAAGGCAAGGACAGUGUAAGAUAGAGAGGAGUAAUCAAACUAAACAGCUAGCUCAAACGGCACGCAGUUUGUUGGACACCAGAGUUUGUGUCUGUUAAAUUGUUUACGGUAAAAAAAAAAUACCCCAAAACAAGGAAAGUUUUUAAAAUUUUUGAAACUGACAGCUAAACCUAAGGUCUUGGAAAACUUAAAAAGGUCAUGGAUAAAGUCAUGGAAUUUGAAGAGCUUAAAAGAGUACGAACCCUGUAUGAAAAGCGCGCGAGGGGAACGAGUCAAGGGGAGAAGAGGCUCCUCUAAUUGUCCUCCCUAUGUGCCCGCCCGCGCGUCCUCGAAAUUUCUCCCUUCGCCCUCAAGGAGGAACGCCCUCGAGGAAGAAUUAGCUCCGUGAAAGCUCAUAGAAAGUCGUAACGUGUUUGUGAAAUUUAGAAUUGUUUUGUUAAUUUUUCACUUUGGCUGCCAUUGAAAGAGAGGGUUUAUUGGCUGACUCUGAAACCAUUUGAUACCUUGUUGCAGAUUUUGGAUUAUCAUCAGUUUUACCUGGCACUUGAUAACGAGUUCCUUGCUGACAGGAUUAAGUCUCUGGUUGGCUUUCUAGGAGCUAACUGGAGAAUACUUGGAAGACCUAUCCUUACGAUGAUAAUCACAAAUUCCAUGUUAGGUAGGUUGAUGUUACUAAGGGUAUUUUCUUAUGUAAACGCCGCGGUAUGGGUUGUUGCCUUUGAAUUGCUCAGUCCUCAAAUCAAGUAUCAUUUUUGGUAUAAUUGUGAUCAUCAUUCAAUCACAAUUUUUUUUCCGUUUUUGAUUGCUGCAAGUCCCACAGCUUGUUCUUCAUAACUAGCGUUGACCAACUUUGGAAGACGUUUGCGAUAUGCAAAGUCAGUAUAGUACAGAAGUUUGAAGUCAGUAUAGUGCAGGGUAAUAGGACAAUUGCACGAUGACGUCAUUUUACUACAACUACCAAAAUCCUUAAGUUUGUUGUUUUCUUGUGCAAAUUAGGACUAUUAAUCUUUAAUCCUCAGCGGGAUUGACAGAUUUCAGUAACAAAGCAAAAACGAAAUGAAUUCUGGUAGUUGUAGUCAAAUGUCGUCAUCGUGAAAAGGGACGGCAACCAAGCAGCCCUACGAGUUUGUGUUGUUUUGGUAGAAAAAUAAAAAACAGCGGAACAGUUGACGUGUUUCGCAGAAAAAUAGCUGAACUGCUGCCUGAAAACAUAGCAAAAACAGCAAGAAUACAACUCGGCGGAUGACAUCUGCCAUUUGAGCAAUAUCUGCUAGAGUUAGCAUCCCUUUAUAUCCUGAACUUGGAGAGAAACAGCAAAUCAAGUCGCGAACUUUACAGCACCUUUUAGUUUGUUUGUAAACUAGGAAUGUCUUUGAAUGAUUCGGCGUUUGUAUGACCGGAAGUACUUCUUCACUAGCCCAUUCCAGGCGUUCAGAUUAUGGGAAGGAUGCAAAAAGAUGUGAGCAGGAAAAACAGCGAGGGGGAGGGGGGGUGGUGGGGAAGGGGGAGAGAGCGGAAGAACGUUCUCUCUUCUUCUCCCUCCUUUCCCCUGGUUUUAAGUUUUCCCUCUUUCUGACUUCAGGUUGCACAGGCUACAGGCUACAGGCUACAGGCUGCCUGUCCACUUUAUCUGCUCUCUUUGCUUAUUUUAAUCAUGAUGAAGCAUUUGCUGUAAUUAGUAAUUUUACUUUACCUUUCAUAGAGGACUCACUAUACUCAUCUAUUUCAAAAAUGAUUCAAAUGCUACGAAGUGGCUACAUAUCUGGAGUGAGGUGAGAUUAAUCUAUUUAGCAGGCGACAAUUUUUUUUUCAGUGUUGUUCAAGACAGUUAAACUUGAACUUCAACUUUAUUAGAGCAAUAAUUUAUUAGUUAAUACACCACACAAAGAGACUGGUCCGCAGAUAACUUUUAUUUUUUUGCUAAUCUUGGCAGAACAAUUACACUAAAAACAUUACAAUGAAAAGAAUAAGCCACUUCCGAGUUCCAAAAACCCUCACUUUCAAAAUGAGGCUAGGUGCACAGCCUUUCGUGUGAAAAUCAGUUUUAUUUGCAUGAGAAUGUAAAGUGAUUUCCAUAUCAAAGACUGAGCACCUACCCUCGUUUUGAAAUAGAGGCCCGAGGAACUUUGAAAUGGACUAUUAAUAUUUUAGUAAAUUUACAAUAAUUUAACAUGAUUACAAGUUUUUCGUCAUUAGUUACAUUGAAUAAGUUAGAAAAAAUUAGAAAUUUGGGAAUUACCUUCAUCUUGAUCUUUCUUCAAUUGCUUUGUGUCUCUCAUCAUUAGGAAAAAAAACAAUUACAGUGGAUAAACUUGUUAACUUACACUGGGAGUUAACAAAUGGGAAACCCACACUUCCGUUUGACUUGCGUCGCUCAAAACAUCUUUACUUAAGCUCCCUAACAUAAAAAAGAUAGGAAUGCUAUUAAACUUUAUGCACCGUCAGGUCCACAAAAACGUAAAGCAAAGGAGUCUGUGGGGCCUCAUAACCAUUCCACUCCAUCAACUACCGUAAAAUGCCGAAAAUAAGCCCCGGGGCUUAUAUUUUUCAAAGGCCUUUUUGAGGGGCUUAUUUUUGGAGGGGCUUAUCUAUGAAGGGAAAUUUGCGUUUCGAAAUCGAUUGGGGUAGCCUUAUAGUUGGAAGGAAAUUUACCGUCUUUGCUUUGUUUUACUUUGUAUUUGAGGGCAAUUUUCCACGUACAAGCCCCCGAGGGGCUUAUAUUUGGAGGGGCGAUUUAACGGAGGGAUUUUUGCGUUACAAGUUUGGGGGGCUUAUAUUUGGAGGGGCUUAUACAUAAAGGGGCUUAUUUUCGGAAUUUUACGGUAUGUCUUAAGUCAUUCCUCAGUUGAUUUUGGCAGAUCUAACUGCUCGUCGACCACGACCAGUUGAGAAAGAUAUAUCAACACAAUAAGCCUUUUCCGACUUGCGCCAAGUUUCUUUUUCGAAGCGAGGCUAGGUGCGAAGCUUUUGAUACCAUAAUGAUUUUUCAUUCUCAUGCAACUAAAACUCAUUUUCACAAGAAAGAUUCUGCACUUUUUCUUGUUGUCAGAGCGAGAGUUUUUGGAACUCGGAAAAGGCUUAUAUGCUAGAUUCUUUUUCUGUUUUCAGAGUUCGGCUGGGUUACCUUUCUAGCUUCUUAAGCACGUCUUGCAUCACCAGUCUGCAUUUUAUUCCAGACAGCGACGAAGGCAAGUGAUACUUUUCAGUCAUAGAUUUUAGGCUCGAUUUCCGCCGUCUCCCGAUUCCUGUCUUUCAUCACGGGAGGUGUAGCGGGGGGUCUCUCUUAUUUGGCAUAUACGGAUUUGUCCCGCUGAAGAGGGUAUGGUUUUCAAUGUCUUGAGUCUUAAACAGGGUAUACAAUUUCACUAUUAAGCGUCUUGAACAGGGUGUCUUUUUGGACUGAAAGGCGGCCUUUCAAAGAGAGCGUAGACUUGCGAUGAGCAGUCAACAUCUGCAAUACCAAUAUUUUUCCCCUGAAUUGCAAGCUCAUUUUCCUAAACAGUAACUGGUACGAGACCCUUCCACGGUUUUUUUCAACUUUUGAUGAAGAGCAGUAAGAGAAUAUGCUCUCACACUACUAGAAAGAGGGCCUUAAAAUAAAGCAUCUUACCAAGUUUAAAGGUGAUACGUUCAAAGGUAGCGUAGGUAUUGCUCUACAGAACGGUGAAAUCUUACAGACGUUCAUACGGUGGAGGACAAGAACUUGCCCCCCACCAUACGACAUUCCGCAACUUUGCAGAGCUAUAUUUUCUUUAGUUUUCAACAAAUCUCUCUCAUCCUUUACUGACUUUAAUUAGGCGUUCUUUCCAGCCGCGUUGACUGAUUUUCGCUAACUGGUUCCACUCAAAAGUUGAAAAAAUCGUGCAAGGGACUAUCGAGCCUAGCAUAAUUCUUCACAAGGUUAAAUUGUGUUGUCUAGACUAAGUGUUACCGCUGUCUACUAUAUUUUGAUUUGUCAUAUACUUAUAUAUUUAUUUAAGAAUCAAAUUAAAUUUCCUUAUACACUUAAGAGUAAGAAUUAGCGAAAAAAGUUUAACAUAACCUUUCGAUAUCGCCAUGACAGCAUUAUCAAGUGACAAGAUAAAAAAAACUAAAAUCCGACUUAAUUUUUACAAGUUGGAUAGAUAACAUUAAGCAAAAAACAAAAGUAAGAUGUUUGCACAUGUAAAUGAAAAUAUUUGAAACAAAAUAAUAGUUUUGCUCGGAUGGAAACUGAUUGUGUGUUUAAGCUUGGUUUCCUCUUAAUAAAUGCAUUUCUUAAAUGAGACAGUCUAAAUUCCCUUUGCACUUCAUGAGUACAGGGAAGUUGCUGGUUAUUGAGGUCGGCUAUUUAUUUGUUGAUAUGUUUAUUUAUUUGUUUGUUUGUGUAAGAAUCCAUUACAGCAUCCAGUACGGCUGGUUCUAGUGGAGGUGUGUAAUUUUACAUGAAUACUGAUGUGUUUCCUGUUACGUCGGCAUGUUUAUCUUUCGUCUAGAGCUAAGAAGACACAGAAGAUAUCCAGAGCCCAGUGACGUGUUACGGACCGACUCAGUUGGAAGAGUAAGUUCAUCUUAUUUAGGCCCUAUUUACAUGGGGGUGGGGGACCCCAGGUAUUUUGGGUAACCCACCUGUCCAUGUAAUGUUGCCAGGGACAGACCGGGUAACCCUUUCAACCGGGGUCGAAUUUUGCCAUGUGGACGUUUCAAAGUGGUUGGAUUCAUGUUGCAUUAAAAUCGCGCCAAAUGCCUUUGGCGGAGGCUUUACAUUAUUAAAAGUGAAAGCCAAAGCACUGAAAGGUUACAGCAAGAGCAGCAACUGAGGGCAGAAGAGCGUUGAACCCCAAAGCACGUCGUUUGCCCGCCAUUUUUGUGUUUACGUGCUUAACGACCGUUCAAUUAUCAAGAGAAAGUGUACCCCGGGAUAACGGGGUUGUAAGGUUGCAUGUAAACGCGGUCAUCUUUUUCCCCACCUGAACAGGUUACCUCACCAACCUGGGGUCCCCCACCUCCAUGUAAACAGGUCCUUACACUUUUAAAUUCAUUGCGCUGUUAACUAGCUGAAACUUAAAGGGAGUUGUCGCCGUGGUUUCGAACGUGCUUAAUUUUUGUUGUGAUUUAUUGGAGAUCGUAACUCACAUUUUCAUACCUUGUUUGGGUAAAUAGCAAAAUGAGAUGCGUCCUAUACAGUAAGCUAGCCCUGCGCUGCGUUUGGAACGUUAAAAAAAUGGCCAAGAAAAUACCAAGAAAAUUGCCCCAAAUGCACAAUAAAUCGCACAAAAAUCGUUUUCGCAGAACAGUUCCCAACACAAGUAUUAAAAAAUUAUUCCACGUGUGCGCGUCGGAUAUGAGAUGGCAGAAAGCCAAGCCGUUAUAAAAUAACUAAGAUAGUACGCGCGCUCUGAUUGGCCGAGAGGAGUGUUUGCAUGAGAGUAUGUAAACAUGGUUGUGGCGUCAAGCUGUUUGGCUUUUCGCGCGCUAAUCACGCAAGCACGAAUUUGAAAGAGUUUUCGAGUUCAAAACUCGACAAGUUUACUUUAUUUACCCAUUCCUUCGUCGGCUGAAACAUGGAAAAUCGUUACAAAGAAGCUUAGUCAAUUUUUCUUCACUUAAACUGACAUUUUAAGCGAGAAAAAUCCGUAUUUUGCAAAGCAUCUUUGUGCAAAACAAGAACUGAUUACGCGUGCAAGACUUCGUGGACAAGAUUUUGCUACUGGUAAGAAUUUCUCUAUUAAUCAGUGCCAUACAAAGAGUUUUGCGUUUUUUCCUCGGGAAAGUUAUUUUACAAAAGCAAUAGAAAAUGUUUUUCCUUUGUUUUCAUAUCCUGAUAUAAACACUCGAGGCGUUGGGAGAAUUCUCGACUCCGUCGUCUUCGGAAAACGUUUUCUGUUGCUUAACUCAUAUCCAACAAGCGCCAGUGGAAUAAUUGUUUUAGUAGAAACUCCCACAAAAUAUCAAGAAUUCUUACCGACUUUAUUUUGUAAAACAACCGAUUUUCAGCUUGUUUUUAAUUUUGAGCAGACGCGUUAAGUUACCAUAUUUGGAGAGCAUGGUAUAAUUGCUCAUAUACCAUGAUGGCUAAGCCAAUCAGAGCUCUAAAAUUGCAUUAUCCAAUGAUUCAGUUUAUAAUAAUAAGAUAUGACGCGUUGUUGCAGAAUCGAACUGGAAGUAACCCUGGUCACAAGCCGUUGAAUAGAAAGCACAGUUACAAAGGAUUGGUGCGCAGAAGUCGAAGCAUAUCAUUAUACUGUGACUCGCCAAACGCCUAUUUACGUAUGUUCUCCUAACAAAGAUAAUGAUAAAUUGUAAUAUCGUUUGUCUGACGGUGUAGUAACUUGGAGUAAAAUCGUGUUUGCUGGUCUUGAUAUAUGGAAUAAUGCCUUCGCAGCUCGACCUUUUUCAAAAUAAUGACCGAGCGCGUAGCGUUAAACAGCCGUUAUGUCAGGCUUUAUAUGUCCCAAUUGACUACGCAGUAGGACAAACGAUUGAAUAUUUUUAUUAAUAUCUAGAAAGAGGUCGUGGCUUUUUACAACAAAAGCGAGUUUUAGAACAACAUUUUGAUUGAAUAGUCUAGUUUAGUGUUCAGUGUAUCUACAUAAUAAUGAUGAUGAUGAUGAUGAUGAUUAUAGUGACGAUGAUUAUCAUGAUGAUACUUAAUAAUGAUGGUCGUUUAUUGCAGCGUUAACUCGUAGUCGCUCUUGAUCUGAAAAUCUAAGAAUUAUUAGCUACUAAUGACAUUGAUUUGCCGUUAAACAAACGUACACGUUUCUGUAGAGUAGAGAAGAAAUAUAUGACAUAUAUGAUAACUACAACUAAUAAUUAUAAUAACAAUGAUAAUAAUUUAUGAUAACUGAACAGGUGCCUUGAUAUUCAGACUAAGAAUUGAUAAUAAAUGCUAAUGCUAAUAGUAAUAUUAAUAAUAAUGAUAACAACGAUAGUGUGCAUUUACAAAGCUGAAUUAAGUUCUCUGAAUCACAAAAGUGACGAUUUUAAGAAGCGCAAACUUCAUCUUAAGAGUGAAUAAGUGCGUGCAAAGACGCGAUGAAUCUAAUAAAGCUUGGUUAGUGACUCAUAACUAUGAAACUAAUUGUUCGUCAAUGUAUAGGAAGGUAUUGUUGUGGAUGGCAAAUAUUUUAUGUAUCAUGUGUGCUGACCUGACAUACGAUUGUCAGUUGUGUUCAAGCUUUUUGAUUUGAAAUUACACUUAUCUCUUACACCGAUGAUAAUAAUGUCUUCAAGACGACCACUACAAGAGUAACACUUGCCGUAAUGGUCCUCGCAUACGUACGGUUUUAGAAGACUGGUCACAGUCCUCUAUUUUUCCCUAAGAUCGUUGCAUAUCGUUUCAGGUGGCCAUCUUGGUUUCGAAUGCAGCGAGGGGGCGGGCCCCGUUCGCCUCCUACUAUACCGUCCCCCGCCCCCUAACUAGAUUUGAUACUCAUUCCCAGAGUAGACUUGGCACAUUUGAAACCAAGAUUACCGCCCAUAAGGGUAGGUGCGCUAUCCCUAGGAUCUUAGAGAAAACAGGGGGAUGUCAGUAGUCUAGGUUUUACUUACUAACCAGUUUAUAUGAUGAAACUUGAAUCAAUCAUACUUAAGAAACCAGGCCUGUUAACAGGCUCCCGGACCAACGUUGUGUGGAGAGAAGGAGAGGAACGCUGUACAACAGACUCUUCCCUUCCCUCCCCUCCCUCCUCGCAUUCCACCUGUCUCCCUUGCAACCCCUCCCCAUUCGCUUUCACUUUCUUGCUCUUUCUUUGCUUUAUAUCGCGCUAGACUGAGCCUGUUCACAGUCCUCGGGUUUUUCUCCUUCUUUCUAUAGCGGCUAAAACCCGCUUUAAACCAUAAAUGGUAUAUCACUAUGCUACCAGCACAACUAUAGAGUAGCUUACUUCUGCUGCAAUGUUAGUUUUGCAUGUGCUAGAUAGUUACAGAGGAAAUCAGUCAUGUGGUGCGCUGUGUUUGUGGAAACAGUGGUGUAUUCGUUCAAUCACUCCUGCAUUUAUUCAUUCGUUCAUUCGUUUGUCAAAUCAUUGUCAUCCUUGGCCCUCCUGGCCUGCAACCGUUUCCAUCAACCACGUGUCAACACCAUUUCGGAGAAUCUCUCGAUUAUUCAAGUUAGAAAACGAGCUAGAAAAUAAUUGCUGUCAAAGUCGUUUAAACUGAUUUGCAUUUGCAGCGACUCGCAGGCUGUUAAGCUCUACAUCGCCCAGCUCAGACGAAAGCAGUCCUCCAACUUUCUUUGGUGUUUCAGGUACAUCAAGGUUCACGUUUCAUUUUGCUUUCUAUCUCAAUCUGCAAGCUGUCUGUUUGGCAAGCGAUGACAACAAGCAGAGGAAAAAAAGAUGACUUAACAGGGGUAGCACAAUUGCUAGUAACACUAGUUUUCACUGUGGGCCACAAAAAAGGACAGAAACAAGUAAUCGAAAUGACCUCAUCAAGGUUAAGAAUCUCAAAUGACCGGAGGCAAACCAGUUGGCUGCCUUUAACUACCGCUUAUAAACACCCCGGCUAAAAAGCCCAUCCAGGUAUACGCCCAUCUACCUGUAACUUGAACAAAAAAAUACAUUUACGAUUACUGAUAACCCCCCUCUCCCUCCCCCCCUCCCGAUGUAACCCCAUCCUUAUAACGUAUUGAAAUGAAUUCGAUUUAUUAUAACGUUUUGAAGCAAACACCAGUAAAUGUAAAACGUAUUUUGAUGGGCACUAGUAUAGCUUGUUUUCAAGCGCAUUCUCUUUUCCGGCCAUAAGCCCCCUCGGAUAUAAACUCUUCCAUUUAUAAGCCCUCUUAAAACCCCUAUGAAGAUGUUUAAGCCUAGAGCUUAUAACUGGUAGUUUAGAGUAUUUACAAGCAUGUUCGCGGAUUUGAAUUGGGGACUACCGAGAACAAAUCCAGCUAGCGGUCAGGGCGGGAACUGAACUUUGGGCCUCCGCAUUACACAUUCCAGUGCUCUACCUGUGGGGCCACGCUGCAAGCAUCCACCGCAUGGCUCAACAGUUUGCAGUGUCAGAGAUCAUUUUAUGCGUAUCAGCAAUUUCUUUUGAGUACCCAGGUAUAAAGAGUCCAUCGUCUCCUUGUUUACCCUAAGAGCUUGUGCGAGCGCUUGCUUACCUCAUCAUAUCGUGACUUAACAUCAUGUUAAUCUUGCGCACGCUCUUUCUCGAAACUAGACUUAAAAAAGGCUGCAAAUUGUCAAUCUAAUGCAACAAUGGAUUAUGAUCGAAAGGUACAUAACGUAAUAGCGUGUAAGCUAAAUGCUAAGCAGUGAAAGAAGAUUUAAUCCUUAAUGAAAUACUUAUUUUAACAGGAAAUAAUGCUUAUUGCAUUUUUUAUAAGUUGCCAUACUUAACUGUCACACCCAAAAGUGCUGUUUCGCGCUGUAGGAAAGUAAUGCUAGAGAUAUCUGCUUAACUGAUCGUAUAUUCGUAACUUGUUUUUCCGAUGUGCUUCAACUCCUUUACCUUUUAAAUGACAGUUACUUAAGCAAACCAAUUUCGCGCCGACCCUUCAAACACAAAUGUGGCUUUGAAAUUUAGCAAAUUAUAUCGUGUAGAAUUUCUGUAGUUGGGUUUUAUUUGAGUGGUUUUGCUGCUGCAUUUGUUUAACAGGCUCAGCGGUCUAUUCAAACGCCGUCGUGAUUCAUUCACUCAUGCCAGACCAGAUUCUUAUCCAGUUGCCAUUAAUGUGUUUUUUGGGGUGAGAGAAGAUUGGGCCUAGGUUGUGGCGAGCGAGGCGUCAUGGGAAGGGACGAAAUAAAAAUGGUGGUCGCUAGUUUCUCCUCACUCCUUCCCAUGAGUCCUUGUGCACCUCAGUGCUAUCCAAUCUUCUCUCUUUACACCAGACUAACAAAUUGCGACUGCCUACGAUUCUGGUGCUAGACCAUAAAUAAAAACUAACAUAUCAUAGAUCGUUGCGAAUGCUAUGGUUUUGCAAAUGUCAAGCCGGGGGAAUAGAGAAUUUCCGAGUUGCCCAAAGCCUUUGUUUCAAAUCGAGGUUAAAUGUGAAGCCGUUAAUAUGGAACAGAUACUUUCAUUUCAUUCAAAUGAAACUCGUUUUCCCAAGAAAGAUUUUGCAUUUAGCCUGGUUUUGAAAGUGAGGGUUUUUGGAACUCGGAAGUGGCCUAUUGGAAGGGAUCAUCGAUUUUCUCUAGGAAGAAAAUUGUGUCAGACAUUGGACACAAAUGUCGCCGUUUCGAAUAAUAGUGACGUUUUUCGGUUGCUGCUAUUGUCAAGAAUACACUUACUUUUGUGCGAAUAGUGGAAGCAACCAAGAAGCGUCGCUUUCUAGAUUAAAAAAAUUGGAAUUUUCGCAUUCGUUCGAGCAAUUUGUGGUCAAUUUGUGUUCCUUUCAAGGAAGUUGGCCUUGCUUUUUACGCUUGAAGCAUAUUAAUGUAUGCAUGUUAUAUGAUUAAUUAUGCUUGUGUAAUGUAUGUUUGCAUGCAUUUGCUACUUCUCAGCUAUAGCGGGAAACGGGGACAUAGUUAAGUGGAAGGCCAGAGGUCCUGAUAUUCCCUCCCCCAUUUUCCCACGAAUUUUGGUGGUUUUGACAUUAUUUUGUCUGCCAUCUCUGUCGCUCUUUGAAUAUUGAAUAUCAAAUUUCGACUGGUGUUAUUCUAGCCAGUGAAUGCAGACCUAUUUCCUGUCGUCAUUUUUCUCCACCCGAAAAGUAAGUAGUAAGUAACUUUUCGUUUGGAGAGAAGCGACAACCGGAAAAUCGUCUGCGUUCACAGGCUAGUCUUAUUCUUCAUUAGUCAAUUUCAUCAAUAGCCCUUCCAUGGCCCUCCGGAAAGCCUACUUGCUGAUCCGGAACUUGUGGAGAUUUCCCUGCCCAAAACGUUCUUAAACGUUGUAUCCUUAAAUGAUUUAAGUAUUGGCUCAGCCUAUUGCUCGUUAUUUCCCUGCUCCAAUAUCACCAUUUUAUCCUGUGUAAAGCAAUAUUACUUUCAGGUUCGUCAUUUGCUGACCCACAUUAGAAAGUAGAGGACAAGCAGGGUUUAAAAGGGCGCAGAGGUUUUGCCACUAUGCUUUAAAAGGGCAAUGUCACGAGGAUAUUCCGUAAUUUUAGGUCAAUAGAUGCGAAAAAAAGCUUUUAGCUUAUUGAACAGAUAGCAAAUAGCGUUACAAAGCCCCUUUAACCUCUCUUUAUGUCUGAAGCUACUUGAGCUCGGUUUUCUGAAACAGAGCUUGUUCUUAAACUAGUUACCUGUUAAUAACAUUUUGUUAAUUUGUAUUUAGUUCCCAAAAAUGAAGAAAGAACACCUGUCACCAGUCCAGCAAAUGGGUGGACGCCAGCAAGGUCACGUUCAUUUUCAGCUGAUCUAGAAACCAAAGAGUAUCUGGUGCAGCUAGAGGAAGCGACCACAAUCGAUGCACAAGCUGAUAUUCUGCACUUCCUUUACAACACUAAGUAAGAUUUGGCAGCCCUUUGUGUCCCUACUAAUUUCCGUACGUUUUUUAUGUAUGGUGUUAAUGGAAGAAAUUUGUUUAAAAAUGGAAGCGUUUUGUCCCUGGUGUUCAUUUCCUUAACUCGAAUUACUUUAUGUUUAAUAAUCAGUGCCUAGGACGAAAACCGAUGCUUACACUGUAAGAGUUGGUAACCCUUUGUGUCGGCACUUAUCUCCGUGCUAUUGUGUUAAGGGAAGAAAUUUGUUCAAAAAUGGUAGGGUUUUGUCCUUAAAAUUCAUUUCCUUAACUCACAUGCCGUUUUGUUUAAAUUACAAAAGUGCCUGAUUAAGAAAGACGAAAAUCAAUGCUGACACUGUUAGGACCAAAAGAGUGAAGCAUUUUCCUCUUGUGAAAAAAUGGUCAGUCGUUUUUUCCUUUUCGUUCCUCCGAAAUCGCUGGCCCAUCCCACCCUAUAGCUGAACCGCCGUAUUGACUUAUUUUAGUUAGUGUAAUCUCCAGAUAGGACUAAGACCACUCUAGGUACAAGGAGGUAGAGAGGUGUAGGCUGUUGCUGAAUGCGAGUUAGACCCUCUUUUGGCCGUCACGAAAGUAACAAAUGUUAACAGGCACUGGUUCAGAAUUAUGUAUAUACUGCUUGUGUCCUGCUCUAGGGGUCCUGAUUUUGACACUGAACUAUUUGGAGAAAAGGGAGUCACUGUUCAGAAGCUUCUGGAAGAACUUUAUGAGAAGGUGAGUCUGCAUACCGAACUUGCGUUCAAUAACCCGCCUACAAGCGCGCUAUUCAGCAGAACCGAUUAGAGACCAGUAUAGAUUUGACGCGAACGUUUUCUGUUAGACUUUUUUAAUGUGAAACUACACUGUCUGUACUUAACGUUUUCUAACCCACUUAUCCUCGUUUGAUUUGUAGGCCUGUCAGAUUAGAUUAUGGUCGCUAGUCAGGCACACUGCAGGUCUGUUGCGAAAAAGGGUAGAAGAUCUCGCUGAGGUAAUAUACCAAGUCAAAAAUGUUUAUAUAAUAUACAACUAUCCGUUGAAGGGGAGGUAUACAGCUAUUUCAAAAAAGGUUGUCGGAGAGAAUGGCGAGUGGAGAAUGUCGAAAGGAGGUUGCACGACCGAAAGGAACUAUGGUUACGCUAUUUGGCAGGCAAAAUUUCAUAAGUUACGUUCAUCUUACGUGAAAAUGAAUACACCAAUUAUCAACGUUUGUCUGAGGGUUCUUGCUCCGAAGACAGGCGAAACUCACGCUUUUUUCAGUUGAAAGAUGCUCGUCGUUUCGUGUAAACGGCCUAUUGUCUCGGACGUUACAUCGCCAGUCACAAGAAAUUUAGAAAUAUAGCGCUCAGGGCUUUUCUUUUAGAAACGUCCAAGAAAAAUGAAGCCUCUGCAGCUGAAUGCUGAAGAACAUGGACAAAUCAGAUAACCUGCCAUUGAGGGUCUUCACUAAAUGGAGCCGGUAUCAUUGACUAGAUCGGAUAGUUGAUUAUUUGCCAUCAAUAUUCAAAGCCCACAGCUCCUUUAAGUCUUACAGUCUCCGACAAUUGCCAUUCGCCGUUCUCUCCGACAACCUUUUUUGAAACGGGUGUAUAUCUAACACUAUGCACUGACCCUGAAGGGGAUAGUUGUUUCAGUGCUUACAAAUCAUUUGGAUGAAAAAGAAAAAGUAAUUUCUGUAAAUAUAAGACGUUACUUAGUAGGAGCUUUCUUGAAGUUAUAAUUGGCAGUGUUUCGGAGAUACCGUAAAAUUCCGAAAAUAAGCCCCGAGGCUAAUAUUUUUCAUUUUGGAUGAAAAAAAAAAUCGAUUGGGCUGGCCUUAUAGUUGGAAGGAAAUUGACCGUUUUUGCUUUAUUUUAGUUUGUAUUUGAUACUUGCUUAUACAUGGAGGGGCUUUUUUUCGGAAUUUUCCGGUAUGUCGAGUGUAUUUUCACGAUUUUGUUGUAAAUUCAGUAAGAAAAUAAUUUUUUAACCCAGUGCCAGUGAACUUCGCCAAACCAAAUUUGGUAUUGUUAUUUGUUGGUAUAGCUGAUUUAUUUGUCGCUAAAAUGUCGUCGUCCGAAACUGUCGCGAAACGGGAAGCCAUAUUGAUUGCCGUGCCAAAACAGUGAAUAGCCAAGGAUAUUCCAAGUUUUACCACAGCAGAUCAAAACGCGCGAAAAUUGCUAUCUACUGAUUUGGUAAAUACUAAUGAAAAAUGUUAUUCAUCGUGAUUUCUGUUAACCUGGGACCAGGCUCCGCAGUGGGAGGAAAGGUCAAAUUAAGAAAAUAAAUAUCGGCGAGCGAAGCGAGUCGAGCGUUGGAUUGGGGAGGGGGAAAGGGCGGCGGAGCCUGGAGACAUGCAUGACUUUGAUGAAUGGUCAAAUGUCUUCAUGUUGACAGAUUCGCGGUGCUGUUGACAGUAUCGCGCUCUUUCAGUGUCACGCUUCUACAAUUCGGGAAAAGAUUUUUGAAAACACGGAUUUCGAGCAAGCAACUGACAAAUUUCUUUGCGACUUGCGGGGACCGUUUUUAAGAACCAGCGGGUUUGAUCCCCGUUUUCGUUUAGAACGGACCGUUAGCCUGCGAGCAAGCUCUCCUAUUUUGAGCCUCGCGAAACGCGCGUUUCGCGUAUUCUCGCGAGACUCGCUUUGCUCUCCCAAAUGGAAAGUUUGCUCGCAUAAAAUAACUGCUAUUUUCCAAAAUAACACUAUUCGGCAACACUAAGAUACACACCUUGGAUUUUGUCUCACAUUAUACAUAUUCAAUUGCCGAAAAUAAUUAUAUUUUUCCUUGACCAGGCUGCGACGGAUCUUUUAGUUCAUCAAAAGCAGUUGACAGUUGGUAUUCCCCAAGGAGGACAUGAAGAGGUUAUAACGAGGUUAGUAGAUUGUCAGGUUAUGCAGAAUCGAGUCCGCAUAUAGAGCUGCGAGCAAAAUUUGCUCAUAUGCGAUUGAGUCCUGUCUGCGUCGGACUUGUUGACUUUGAAGCAGAAGAUUUGGGAAAUAAUUUUAAAAUGUCAACGGUUGUCCGACUAAGCUGACUUGGUAAGACGUAUGCUCUUUGAAAAGAAAAAGAUUAUAACGGCAGUCCUUGUGGAUAAAAAGGUGUGCAUGUAUGGCUAUCUGAAGACGGUAUGUAUACGUUUACAACGUUCACUUGUGAGUAAGGCCUGCCAAGGCUUGAGUUUGUACGCUUAUAGACACCUUACUAUACGAAGUCGGGUGGACAUAGCCUCAUUUGCUGUCGCUCACAGCUUACAGUAUUUGUCAGGCUACCUAUAGAACGUUUUUCACUCACAUAGCCAGCGUCUAUGCAAAUUUAUUGAAACAAAAGAGUUUUACGUAAGGAAAGAGUUCAGCUCCCACAGGAUGGGUUUGGAACGCCAAUAUGGCCGCCGUGACGUCAUGUGAAAAGGCUCUAUAUUGGCCAUUUUGAAUUUACGCUUAAAACCAGGUCGACGUUGUGUCGAAUUGCACUAUGGGACUUUCGGGGUGAAUUUUGACCCAGUUCCUCUCGCAACUUAGUAGCAGCCAAUUAAAUCAGCCGUCGUUCCCAAAACAGUCCCAUGGUGCAAUUCGCUACAACACCGACCCGGUCUCACGGUCAACCUCUAAGUGGCUAAUAGGCCAUUUCCAAGUUGCCUGAAGCCUCUCUUUCAAAGCGAGGCUAAGUGCAAAGCCAUUGGUACGAAAAUGAUUUUUUAUUCUCACGCAAAUAUAACCCAUUUUCACAAGAAAGAUUUUGCACUUUGUCUCGUUGUCAGAGUGAGAGUUUCUGGAACUCGGAAAUGGCCUACGAUACCAGUGUCGCGUCGUGUAUGUGUUACUAGAAAAUAACGUUGAUAUAUUGUUUCUUUCUCUGUUUGUGUAGACCUCUUCCACCUGAUGAAAUGAAAAACAUAAUUUUUAGUGUGUUUGGUGAGGAUAUGAGCACUGGGGUCGUCACUCAGGUAAAUAGCGUGUGUUCUCAUAAGUACGCGAUCGCGUACCUGAGUUUUUUUUUUUUCGGCGAAUAACUGGUAAUGAAAUGAUUGAAUUUAUUGCGGGCGAACAGAGGAGCCCGCAAUCCUAAUCUCCAGGUUUCUAUUGGGCAUUCUUGGCACGUAUGCAGCCAGCAUUCCACUAUCUGAUCACGGGCAUGGGGUGUGCACCUUCUAUCACUCGUAAUAAUGCGCGCUUUGACCCUCAUCAUGUAAAACUUACGCAAAGUAAAGUAUUGGAGCAAGAGCAUUUUGACCUUCGAUCAAAAGCCUGAAACUCGCCGGCACUCCCUAGCCUUUGGUGAUUACUUGUUUACGAGAGUAUCACCUAAAAUUCUUCAGCCUGAGGCUUAAGAACGUUUAGCCUUCAAACUGCUUUUUUUAAACCAGGCCUUGGAAGAAAGGCCGUUGUCUUGGAAUGUCCUCGUUAUGACCCUGGAAUACUCCCCUUACGAACCCUGGUCUGUUUUGUCCGUGCUUGUUACUCUUGCGAACAUUAUCCCGGCGUUUAUUUUACAGGAGCUGCUAGUGUACCUUGGUAUUUUUGUAAGAACAGAACCAUCCUUGUUUAACGAGAUGCUGAGGCUACGUGUGGGUCUGAUAAUCGAGGUGAUGGUGGCUGAGCUUGCGAGGUCUCUCGACUGUUCUGGUAAGAAAAAUAAAUACGUUAGUCUUUCAUUUCGUACAACAUAUAGUAACCUGUGAGUAAAUGGAAAUGUGUGAUUUGCCAAAAAAAAUUCGCGUCUGUACGUUUUCAACUAAUCCCGAACGCGUACUUUUCCCGGCGCUUGAAGCUGGCGGCGCCAUUCGCCCCUGAUUGGUUUGUACUCCGUCGUGUUGUGAAUGAAUGGAAAAUUGUAAUUUGCUUUAAAAAAUUUCGCUUCUGUACUUUUUCAGCCAAUCACUAGCAGAGGCAAAACGAGUUGUUUUUUGCAAGCGCGUUAUUUCCCGCGCUUGACAGUGGCGACAACAUUCGUCCCCUCUUCUGAUUGGCUUGUACUCCGUCGAAUUGUUGAGUGAAUGGAAAUUUGUGAUUUGCUAAGGAAUGUCGCUCCUAUACUUUUUCAACCAGUCACAAGCAGAAGCAAGACGAGUAGUUAUUUGCACGCACGUACUUUCCUGCGCUUGAAAUUGGCUGCACCAUUAGGCCCCCCGUUCUGAUUGGUUCGUGUUUUCAUGUGCUUCGAUAAGGCAAACCAUUAAAAAAAUAUUGUUCAUCAACAUUGUCGCGUCGUAGUUGAGGAGAGGUGGAGGCGAAAUGUUCAGAAAAGCGUGAUGCACAUGCAGAGAUGUUGCUGUGCGCGCUAAACCUGUGAGAGAUCUUUAGAUUUGAGGACGACUUUGAGGACGAAAUUUAACUUAACUUUUUUUACGGUUAUUUUUGUUGAAGGAGGUUAAGCCCUCUCUUGAUAGCAAAUUGGUUAAACGUUUAACUUUUCAAAACUUGUUUCCGCCAAUGCAACAUUUUUCCUAAAACCACGCCGUAGUUGAAUGACGAAGGCUAUCACGUUUUCCCGCCAAACUAACGCUGGUUCCCGUGCGCGCACUGCUUAGUAUGGAGAAAAUUUCGUUCUCCAAUUAGAAUCUAAAGGUCCUCUGCCGUCUCCGUCAUAGUUUUGUAAGGCCCCUUCUGACACUCAGCAACAGCAGCUCAAUAUCUGUUCUGUGGGAUUCUGAUUUUUAGGUGAGGAUGCUGCGGAGUACUUCAUGAACCUGAGUCCUUUUGAGAUGAAGAUGUUGUUAUAUCACAUCCUAAGCGGCAAAGAACUAGUUGUUCCAAACGGUAUGUUUGCGUCCGUCCAUACGGACUUGCUGACUGCUGACACCUUAUAAAGAAAUUUAAUCAGUAGGUUGGAUACAUGUAAUGGCCGAUUUACACGUGAAAACUUUGUUGUAUGUCAAGUGCUUACCGCCUUGCGAUAGGCCUACGAUUGUAUCCUGUAAAUCCAAUCUACCAAUCUACCACUGUCUUACAAGUGUAAUGGGUUUGAAUUACACAGUGGAUCGCAUGCGUAAAGAUUUCCUAGCACAGUAUCUAUUGCAUCUUGGAAUCAAAUGAAAGUCAAGACCUACCGCAUGUUAUAUCUUAAAUGAAGUUACCGCAAGGUGCUUUGUAUUUUCUACCAAACAAGGGAUAUGUUUGUCUUGCAAUGACUUUCUCAUUGGUUUUGCUGCUUCAGAAAAUGAAUCUGUGCGUACUACACCUGAGAAGACACCUGGCUUCGUGAACGCUGAUCUCCCAAAAAGGGUGGGCAUUAAAAAGCUCUCCGGCGCAUUAAAGGUCAGAAAUUUAUCAUUAGGUAGCAAAGUGUAGUUCCUUUAGCUUUGUUUACCAGUAUAUAAAGAGAAGAGCCUAAUUAACACAAGCAUAGCCAACAAAUAGUGGGAAUUAAAAGGCUGUCUACCGCUUACAAGCUCAGAAAGCCAUUUUUGCUGACGUUUUAUAUACGAGGAAAUCAAAGCAAAAUAAGAGUAAAACCCUUGUUUUCGUUGUAGUUAACGUUGGACGUGUAUCACGUGAAAUUGCCUAAUUUAACGUUUUAUCGAGGAAGUAAACAAACGACGAACUUGAAUUGGAUGUUUUUCCUAGGAAUACAACUCCAGCAGAGGUCGCUUUCGUGUGAUUAAGUGAGCGAGUUAGGAUAGUAGCCCCGAAAUUUCAAAGAACGGGAAGUCAGUUUUAAAUGACGUAUCUCUUAAACUUCCUAUUGUUCUCCUUUUCGCCGCUGUCUUGUAAACUCUCUCUCUCUUUUUGCCUUUCUCGUCUGAAUCUAAUCAGGCAGUCACCCUUCAUAACAAGUUGCGGUUUACAUUUGGAUAAAAGUUUUUUAAAACUUAAGUUUGCGUCUGUACUCUGUUCUAACUUUUCAGUAUCUGUAUACGAAAUCAUGUGGUGUGACCAUUCAAAUGAAACUUCUGUAGCAGUACUUUCACAUGUAGCCUGGGAACAGGCUCGCAGUGGGGGAAAAGGCAAAAAACGGGGUCAAAUAGGAAAAAUAUCGGUGGGAUCGAAGUUAAGUAGAUCUCUUUGCUUGCGCUCUUACUUCAUCUCGAAUUCAAAUAUUUUUUUACAAAAGCGACAUAAUGAGCUCACGCUGACAUCCGUUAUGACUUGACGUGUUGACAUUUCAAUGACAAGUUAUUUGUUGGAGGGCGAAUCUGCGGCAUCAAGGGCAUGUCUCCAGGCUACGCCACUCUUUCCCCUCGCCAGACUAACUCUCGGCUCGCUUCGCUCGCCGAUGUUUUUUUUUCACCCUCGCUGAUUUUUUUCCUCCUUUUUCCCUCAGUGCGGAGCCUGGUCCUAGGCUACUUCACAUGGUACUAUUUGUUUCUUGACAUUUUACAAAAUGAAAUUUGGAAAUUUAGAUGAAUUUUGACUUUAGCCCGCACUUUUGGGAGUGAGAGGAUCAAUCUUAUUUUUACAUUUGAAUUCACUUUAGAAUAUGAGCGGCAGAGGAUUGCUCUCAGAUAAAAUGACCCGUCAGUACUCAAACAGUGUCGCCAAUAACGAGGAACAUCAUUCAGGAGAAGAGGAACAUUAUUCAGGUGAUGACCGCCUAGGACAGUGGAUCCGGAGAAGGUGCCUUGAUGGAGCGCUCAAUCGAGCUCCCGAGGAUUUCUACCCCAAAUUCUGGAAGGUCCUCGAAAAGGUUAGUUUCUUUAGCCUACCAGCAACGUGGCUUAAAGAUACCAUAUUGCCCUUUUAAGUACAGGUUUGAGUCAUGUUUCAAGCAGAAGGUUAGAACCUUAUACUUGCAACGUGGGUGUCCUCCCCUAGUCCUAAUCUUCACCUAAACGCAAACAAUUCUAUUGAAUAUGAACUCAUGUGGGGAUUUCAAAUAAUUGUGUCCUACAUUAAGUGCCUAAGGUCCGAGAUAUCACCAUUUCUGGGAAUAAGUGGUACAAUUGCGUAACCUCAGCAGUGCUGCCUUUGUAGUGACAUCUGCAAACGGUUAGACUUUCUGGUCUUCUCGGAUAAGGACGAAUAACAGUGGGUCCCGUCUCACAGCACUUUCACUUACUUGGUUCUUAUGGAACGGAAAAGAAUCCACACCACUGUUGGAAGAGAGUGAGGGGUCGUAGACCCCGGUGGUGUGGCCAUUACCUUUCCUGGGCUGGGCGGGUUAUCUGUAAGGAGAGAUUUUAAUGUAGGGAUAAGCUUCAUGAUCCUCCUUCAGGUGCUGUAAUGGCUACCUGUAAACGGUGUAUUUAAUUUAAUCAGUGUGCUAACAUUAACUGAAAUAGUAUUUAGUUCUGUCCUGUAUUAGUUUAGAAAGUACAUGCUCUGAGUUCUACUGUGCGAUUCUCAAAACGGAAACUGAAAUAGCUAUGGCUGGUUAUCAAAAAAAACCCACAAACUUUGACCAUCUCUUAAGAUAUCCUGCGUACCUGGCGGGAUCGUUUGCGCGAGGAAAGUUUUGGUAGAGGAGCUACGAAGCCGUGUGGAGAAUGGGGAGGAAACGCUUUGAAAUCCUCUCGCACCUUCGGCGUUCGUUUCGCGAGAAUGACAACUCUCACGCGCAAAACAAUUCCGCCAGUUGCGCAGGCUAGCUUUAAGACCAUCAUUGCCCCUCCAGAUCUUUUUGUUAGUAGCAUGGUUCCAAGUAGACUCAACCACUCUUGCCCAUAAAUGUAGUUUUAGACUAUGCUACUCAUGUGUACUUAAUGAGGUUUCCAUUGUCUUCUUUAGUGCCGAGGAUUGAAAAUCAACAAGCACUUCUUGCCAAAUGCCAUGGUUCAAGAGGUAUUGUAAUUUUUGACAUUUUUAUAGUGGCAUUUAUCGUCCCCUACUACACCUAAAGAAAUUCCAAGGCUUAUGCCUUAGAGCGGUUUUCACUUGACUGUCGUAAAACCAAAACCAAAGUAAAUACACUAGCCAACCAAAGGGCGUAGUAAAACCAAAACCAAAACCAAAACCAAUCCCUUUCUACAGUCAAGUGAAAACCGCUCUAACGGGUAACAAAGCCACAAUCAGCGACAAAAUAAGUUGAGACACUUCGCCCUAAACUGGGCUUUUUUACGUUUUACUGACUUCAAAAGGGGGAAAUAUAUCUUUUCCUCCUCCAUCCGCUCCAUGCAAUGUUGUGCCGCUGUUCAAGCUGCCUACAGAAAACAACAAACACCCCAACUUCAAAUGGAGGGGAUGGGGGAGGGGUGUGGAUUAUUUUGUCUCAACAAUUUUGUCGCCGAUUGUAGCUUUUUGUCCUCAACGACAUUUCCUGUACUAUUCCGACACUACUUGAUACAUCUUAGGUGGCUUAAGGCCACGUGAUCCCUUAUUAGCCAAUGACAGAUUUGUCAUCAACCACAUUUUUGUUAUAGAUGACGCCUGGAGAGCUCAAGUUUGCGCUGUGCGUUGAAGCAGCCCUGAAUCGCAUCCCAGAGCCAGAGUACCGUCAGCUUGUAGUGGAGAUGCUGAUGGUGUUGUCGCUUGUUGUCGAGUAUCAUCCUGAACAGACUCUUGGCGAAACUAUUGAUGUUGAUGAAUUAGUGUGGGAAGGCCAUAACUUGUACCUCAACGAUCAGGUCAGUGACAUGAUUACACUUGUUAUGAUUGGAAGCGCAUCAGUGUUCAAGCCUAAAGACCGGCGUUAGGUCUUGCGCGUAUUCUGACGAAAAAACAUGGCGUUCGCGGUGGAAAAUACCUCUUGAAAGCCCCUGAAAAUGCCAUUUCCGAGACUCUAAAUUUCAAAAUGUCCCUAGAUACCUCGACCCUCAAGAACGUGAGCCUUUGGUGCGAGCACCAAAGCUGCCUACUAUUCAUUACCAGCCUGCUUCUUAAAAACGUUUUGACAGCCCUGAAUCAUACUCUGGUUAAAGAUUUACGGUCCCAUUGCACACUUUUGAGCAAACUUACUUUCGUUUGAUCCCUCCUCUAAUUGUUAGUUGUGUGUAAAAUCAUAAGGAAAUCGAAUGAUUGGAUUUUGCGCAAAACUUAUAGUCUCAGUGUUAUUUCAAUCAUCCAUGUUGCCAUGGCAGCGAUCGAAAUCUUAGUUUUUUAAAUAUAUUUUGUCGGUGCAAUAUUUUGUACCUGCAACGAGACUUCAAUAACAUCCCGAUGAACGGUAACGAUCCAUAACCUAUCAAACUGUGUUUAUCCACCUUGAAACCAGGUAUGUAAAUAUCGGGUUUGCUUCGUGGAAUAAGUUUACUUCUUCGGUACAUGUGGCAAUGAACUUACAUACACUGUUUCCGCACAACCCUUUCUCAUUUUCCUCCCGGAUCUUGUUUACUUUAACUCGUAUACUAUUGUCUUACUAUUUCAGAUAAACAUUAAAGGUGAUUCCACUAUGUGCUGUGCUCGCCCUCCUAACGAAAAAAUCAAUUGCGGCGGAGCUGCGGGGAUUUGUCGUUACUUCUACGACACCGCGCCCAGUGGUCGCUUUGGGACAAUGACUUACUUCUCCAGAGCUGUCGCCAAACGCGUCAGCUUCUUACCUCACCUGAAUGAAUGCGUCGUGGCCUAGAGUAGCGAGGCGCUCCAGUAGACAGACCUGAGGAGGAGGAUCUUGAAUGACCGAUGCCAAACCAAACGGCUUUGAUCGCUGGUGUUUUGGUUUUGAAGUAUUUUUAUUUUUAUUUUUAUAUAAUUUUUUUUUCAAGAAUGUAGAAAAUUUCGCUUUAAACCUAGACACAAAUUACUAGUAAUUAUCGAAAUUAGGAGCCCCUUGUUGAGGCAGGUAUUUUACUAGUUACACAACGGUCUUAACAUGGAAACGAGGCGUAAGGGUCAUUAUGUAGGCUGGGGUAAAUGUCGAUUAAAAUAAGCUAUUUUUAGGCGAGUAUCCUGCCGGCAGAGUAAGGCAUUUUCGAGCAGAAUAACGCAAAAUCUGUGAGGAUAACGAUAGCAUAACAGUUGUAGGAGAAUUGAAAACUAGAUACAAAACAAGAUUUAAGAUCGUGAUAUUAAAUUUACCUUUUCGAAUAAAUGAGUGAUAUUUUACGUCAAGUGAAGGCGAACUAGAAUGUUGCUAUUAGACCUAAGCCAGUUGUAAGUACAUAACGCCCGAAGGACGAAAAUUUUUCGGUUACCACGCACAAUUAGUUAGUUAUCGACAGGAUAUAUUACUAAGGAAAACGACGAAAAAUAAAUGUAAUCUGUUAAGUUGAAAAUAAGAACUAGGCUAACUCGUUAACCAAGCACCGGACGAGGUAUAUUAUUAAACAGUUAUUAGAUGCGAUUUUUUGUGAUAUCCGGGACACAAAAACCGAAUCUUAUUGUAUUAGAAGGAAGUAACGACAAACACAUCGUCGCAAGGAACGCAAUUUGACAUUAGUCUUGGUAAUCAUACAUUGCGCGCACAACUUACACGUUAGUCAGUUAUCUGCUAGUAAAUUACUGACUAAUCUGUAGGUUGCGCCGAUUUCCAAAAUUAACUGUAGGUUCCUAGCCAAUGAGAAGACAGCUAAUGAGAAGAAUGUAUAAUAACAAGUGUAAAUAAAUUAGGGCGCGUCGCUGGAAAUCAACAAGUUCCUUCUAUACGGAACUAAUAGUUUUUUUUAACGUAAUUUAAAUAAAUGUAGUUACAGAAAACUUUAAGCAGCAGGGAGUUUUCUUCCGUGCCUGAGGACUUUAUCAGUUAUAAAGCGGUGUUGUUAAAUUAUAACUUGCUGUAAAUUAUGCGGAAU
Porites lobata is the source of this 44258-nucleotide messenger RNA. The record is from the annotation of a GenBank genome assembly. NCBI's taxonomy places the organism in Eukaryota, Metazoa, Cnidaria, Anthozoa, Scleractinia, Poritidae.